GUGCUACGCGCACAGAAGGCGGAAAGAGGAGGGUGGCGCGGGGCAUGCUGGGAGCUGUAGGUAGGGAACGGCUUCUCGGCGCCUAACAGACUGCGGCUCCCAUCGUUCCUUGCGCGGGACCCCGGGGCUGGGGCGGAGAGGGUAGCGCUGCGGCAGGGGCGAUCGAGGCGGGCGGACUCGACGCUGAGCCUCCCUCUCUACCUCCCCGUCGUGUGGCGCGCUAGAGCGGCAGCGGCUCCCCGGGGAAGGCAGCCAUCUUGUGCUGGUGGGAGCCCAGUGAGGCACCCUGCGCCCCGGCCACGAAGACAAACCGAUCAGGUGCUGCUGUUGCUGCUAUCCCAGACCUCGAGGAGACGCCCACUGACUGAACUGCUGCUCUCUACCACCCACGAGCCCGACGUCCCAGAUCAGGAGAUAGAGACCCAGCCCUUACAAGCUACUGACUCUUCCCGUCCCAUCAGGAGACAGAGAGAAAGAGACCCAUCCAGAGGUGCUGCUCCUGCUCCUCGCACCCGCCGAUAUCAGGAAAGAAAGCUACACAGAGCUGCUACAACUGCAAAGACAUGAAGAUCAAGGAUGCCAAGAAACCAUCUUUUCCAUGGUUUGGCAUGGACAUUGGGGGAACACUGGUGAAACUUGCAUAUUUCGAACCUAUUGAUAUCACUGCAGAAGAGGAGCAGGAGGAAGUUGAAAGCUUGAAGAGCAUCCGCAAAUAUUUGACUUCCAAUAUAGCCUAUGGAUCCACUGGCAUUCGAGAUGUCCACCUUGAACUGAAAGACUUGACGCUCUUCGGCCGAAGGGGAAACUUGCACUUUAUUCGAUUCCCAACUCAUGACUUGCCUACUUUUAUCCAAAUGGGAAGAAAUAAAAACUUUUCAACACUACACACGGUGCUUUGUGCCACUGGAGGCGGUGCUUAUAAGUUUGAAGAAGAUUUUCGCACAAUUGGAAACCUCCAGUUGCACAAACUGGAUGAGCUUGACUGCCUUGUCAAAGGUCUGUUGUAUAUAGACUCUGUCAGUUUCAAUGGCCAGGCAGAGUGCUAUUACUUUGAAAAUGCCUCAGAACCUGAAAGAUGCCAAAAGAUGCCUUUUAACCUGGAUGACCCAUACCCAUUAUUGGUUGUAAACAUUGGUUCAGGAGUCAGUAUUUUAGCAGUCCAUUCCAAAGACAGCUAUAAGAGAGUGACUGGAACAAGUUUAGGUGGAGGGACAUUUCUGGGUUUAUGCAGUUUAUUGACUGGCUGUGAAAGUUUUGAAGAAGCUCUUGAAAUGGCAUCCAAAGGGGACAGUACACAUGCUGAUAAGCUUGUUCGGGACAUUUAUGGAGGGGACUAUGAACGUUUUGGCUUGCCAGGAUGGGCAGUAGCCUCCAGUUUUGGGAAUAUGAUCUACAAAGAAAAGAGAGAAUCUGUUAGUAAAGAAGACCUGGCUAGAGCUACACUGGUUACAAUCACCAAUAACAUUGGGUCUAUAGCACGGAUGUGUGCGGUAAAUGAGAAGAUAAACAGAGUUGUCUUUGUUGGUAACUUUUUGCGUGUGAACACUUUGUCGAUGAAGCUUCUUGCAUAUGCACUGGAUUACUGGUCAAAAGGCCAGCUGAAGGCCUUGUUCCUAGAACAUGAGGGAUACUUUGGCGCUGUCGGUGCUCUUCUUGGAUUGCCAAAUUUCAGCUGAAGUACCAGAUGCCACUACGCUGAAUUGUUUUCCACCUGGAUGGCAUUAUUACUACAUUGUUUAAGUCAACGGGAACCAAAGGAAAAAAAGCAGCAGUUUUGCUGCAGUUGUUUUUAAAUUUAAGUGGUAAACUGCUGGAUGUUACCAUAUUAAGAAAGUGGGAUCUUGCUGUGUAAGGCAUUUUUAAUUGAAAUACCUGUGGGUUUUGCCUUAUGAUCUCCAGUGCUUGUAGCCAGUUUUGAACUUCUAAUAUGCAAUACAUCCUCUGAAAAACAAGCUUCCAAAAGAGAGAAUUCCAGCCCUUUUAAGUGUCCAUCAUGUACAAUAGUGUGGACUUAAACAUGAAGCUUUAGUGCUAAGCAAAUAUCUUUUGUAGAUAAUCUGGUGAAAAUGUUUUAUUUUGAUGAGUUUGUUUUUUGUCUCAUUAUUGCACUGUACUAAGAGCAGAAUUGUAUGUUUAAGACAAUUGACCUGAAAACACCAAAGUGCCAUCAACAGAAAGCAAAGCUAUGUAGUGUAGAAGAUUAUUUCACAAUAUAAGGACAGCAUAAAGUGUUAAAGCACUUAAUAUGUUCCAGUAAUUGCAGAAUUUUGAGGUCUAAUGGGAAAAUAUCUAAUUUUUUUUUGCAAAUAUAUUAAGUAAAAAUACAGAUAAGUUCAGCUACUGCUGCAUUUCCACAUAUCUGUACUCUUGUGAAGCUUAACAUUUGUUCAGUUCAUUUAUCGAAAGGUAGAUAUUGUAUUUUGGGAAGAUCCCUUUGGAUUAGGUUCAUGAUUCAAGGAACAGCAAGCCUUUAGAAAAGGUAUCUGACAUGCAAAAUUCCAUGACCUUACAUUCUAAAUCACAACAUUUUGAUUUCAUUCUCCUCUACUUGUGAAAGUCACCACAAAACCUGCAGAGUAUAUUUACCCAAAAGAGGCCUGGGACUAAAAUAAUAGUAUUACAGCUUGGAAUUCUGUUGCUUUGGCAUAUCUUUGUGAGGAUGCUUGUACAAAUUCCAUCCCUGCUCUACCGAUUUGAAAACAUUCAGUCCUUUAUUUCAUUAAUCGUAAACAAGAUAUUUCACUUCUAAUAAGUCAGUCUCAAAUCUAUGUUGAUGAUUUUAAUUGAUCUUGUUUGGAAUUGAAAGUUUGUUUUUGUAGCUCCAGAGUUUGUAUUGCAGAGUCAAAAGGACCAGUGUUUAGUAUACUUUGUUAAACAAUUCCCAUUAUUGCAAACUGUGGCCUUGGGAUAAACUGCAUAUUCUGAGACUAGUCUUUGUUUUGACUACAUACUAUGUUCUCAGACUAUUUUAAAUUUUACAGUAGUUGUUUUACUGUCAUAAGUGUUGCUGCAGCCAGGAGAUAAAGGCUUUAGACCAGAAAGACCAUGUCAGAAGUCAAGCCAGCUAUGUAUGUCAGUGUAUUUAGUGUACCUCAGAAGAAAUACCCAAUUUUGCAGGAAGUAAAUUAAUGUUAAGUAUUUCCUGUGGAUGCAUUAAAAGCUAUAUCUGAUUAGAAUUCAUUGAUAUGUUGGAAUUAAACAUGUUGUUUAAAUGGAUGUGACUCUAAAUCAAAUAAAUGAGUAAGUAUUCCAAAACAUUGCUAUGUUGCAUUACAGCAGCAACUUUUUAGCCACAUUACCUUUCCACAUAAUGUGCAUAGAGGGGCCUGAAAAUAGUAAGUAGAAAAUACUCUUUCUGGGGGUUUUGUUCGUUUUUGUUUGUUUUUUUUGUUUUUUUUAGUUGAACUCCAUAAAAUUUCCUAAGGUCCUGAAGUGCAGUGACUUUUAUAGGGGUGAGAUGGAGGCCAUUUCAUUCCACCCAGAGCAAUGUCAACUUCAAAUAUAGUUUGUCAUUGCUGCUGAGUACCUAAGCUAAAUUUCCAUUGUGAAGACUUUUAAAUUGAGGCUUCAGUCUGGAAAGAUAGAAUCAUUUCUAGAACUAUGCUUAUAUCAUUGAGCAAAGGCAGCAACAAUCUAUGAAGCAAGUUGGUACAGCUUGGGUAAAAUGUGCCUUUAUGAAAGUUGCUAGAGGUUUUACCAUGACUGAGUUUAUAAGCUAGUAGCUUAGUUAGUUUGCAUUAACAGCCUGUAGUAGGAAGAAGUAAUUUAGACUUGUUUCUUCUAUGAACUUUUCACAGAGAGAUUAUUUGAAAACUCAUUUUUCUGCAGGUUGUAUUAGCUUCGUACAAAGUUUCACACACCAAAUGCUUGCCUUUCCUGAGGGAUGGAGACUUAGUACUUCAGCAUCAUGUCAUGCAAUUUGGCAAGAAACACUUUAGCUAGUCCAUAUCCAUUGCCAUAGAUUACUUUUUCCAUAUACAUCCUGUACUGCUGGAGCAUAAACUGAGAGUUGCUUUUGAAGCAGUAUUUAGAAGUAGGUUGUAUAUUUUUGACCUGAAGAUAUUGAAAGUAAGUUUAGCUAAAAUCUUAUUUUUCCAGUUCCCUAGCAAGACAGUCUGAGAGAAAUGACCUUCAUAAAUUCAAGAAAUAUUAAUUUGAUGUAGCCUAUGAUAAAUUUUUGAAGUUAACAUGGACACAGGAAUAAAUUCAUAAGUAAUUUUUGAAUAGCUGUAUUGCAUAUAUGCUAUUAGUAUUCCUCAUGAGAAAUAAGAUGCAUGUCCUACCUUUAUAUAUUUCUUGCCUUCAACUUCGGAAAAAGUCUGUCUCGCCUUUUUUAGUUCCUUCAGCGUAAGUUGGUUGGUGGUUGUUCUUACCCCCCCCCCCCCCAUUCUCCCCAUUCUCCCCAGAGACUACCAGCAAAGCCUUGUAGCCCUCCUCUGCACCCCUUGAGAUCCAUCCUAAUAGAGGGGUUUUGGGUUUUUUUGCUGGAGAGUGUUCAGGCACAGUUGCUGAGGUUUAUUUGGUUAUUUUUUUCAAAAACUUACAAACACAGCCUUUUGUCAUUCGAUCCAAAGAUUGAUUGUACCUUUAGUGGAGUCACUAAGCAUGGCAAGUACAAAUGAAAGUAGCUUUAAAUUUCUUCAUCUAGACCUUUGUAUAUAGACCAGAAGAACCUUGCCAGGGCUAAAAGGCUCACUUCCUUUAGAGUGAAUCGCUGAUGUAGGUUCACUUCUUUCUUAUCUUCUAUGCUUUUACCUUCACAUUUGGCAUUUCUUUGUCUCAAUGCUACUUGGCGUUUCCUUACAGUAAAGGAACUCAGACAAGCUGUCACAUGUUAUAGCAGAUGAAGUGCAACAACUUUGUUUGCAAGCUUGUGGAUCCUCAUGGCUACUGCUGAAUUCUCAAACAGGGAACCACUUUCUUCAAGUAGAGGUUUUUCCCUUGAAAGAAAAAGGCAAAGCUCAUUCUGAAUGUAGCCGGUCUCAAAUCAAGCCAGACGAGUGCCUUUAAUUUCUCACAUGGUGCCAAUGAUGUUAGUUUUGCUGGCACUGCAAUUUGAUGUAAGAGCAUUCUUGGCGCCAGUAAUACUUUUGUCACCCCAGACUGUUUACUGUAGAUGUGGAGAAUAAUUGUAUCAGCAUUUUAGGUGGUCCGCUAGACCAGUCAAGAAGACAGUAUGAGUUUUCUGGCCUCCCAUCUUCAUGGCAAGCUAAUCUACUUUUGUUGGAGUAUUUAUGCCUACCACUUUGUCUCCCCUUCCUCCCAUUUGGAUUUGUCCGUGCAUUAUGUCAGAAUGUUGUCUCUCUGCAAUGAUGCUUGCUUUUUGCUCCACAAGUACAGGCUGUUUCUUUAUCAGACGCUUCAUUUUUAUAUGAAGAUAUCAUGGACUGGCUGGUAUGGCUAACAAAUCUCUAACCACUCCAGACACCUUUCUAGUUGUGCUUAAGGUAACCGCACUUUAAGGAACUCCUUUUUGCUACAUAGUUUGGACCUUUAAAUUUAAGACCAAAUCUACAAUACUGGCAUUACAUUUUUCUGUUAAGUUUUUUUUUUUGUGAAUCUAAUAGUAUUGCCACUUGUAUAAACAUCUUUUCUAUAAAGCAUCAUUCCAUUUAGAAUCUGGGACUGUAAAGGCUCUGAACAGAUCACUUUCCCCUUUUUCGUCAUUAAGAGUGUUUUGCUUGCAGUGACAUGCAUCCAGCAACAAAGCGCUUAUGUGGUAUUGACGCUUCAUGCAGUACUUCCUAAUGCUAUUUAAAUUUUUGGUAUUGAGAGUUAAAGGCCAGGCUGUGUUACCCAUUUUCAAGGGAUAUAUAAGAAAUGCUUAAUAAUUCUGGUUCUUCAGUAAUACUUUUGCCUGCAUAUUAGUUGUAUUGAGAGGUUCUAUUCCUAUUGCAUUCAGGUGGUUGGUAGCACACAUCUUGUAUAUACAUGUAAGGUAUUCCUUGCCUUUUUUGUGUGAGGAGAAUAAACGGCCUUUGUUAUAUUACAAUUUUUUAUAUUCUACCUGAACCAGUGUAGAUAUUUAGUAAAGCACCACAUUUUUGGAAGUAUUUUUUUUAAGAAACUGUCCCAUUCCAAAUAACUGUGGCAAUAACUUAUAUUUCCUAAUGUUUUAGGAUAGCUGUGGGAGUUUAACAUUUGAAAGUAUUUCAAGGUGCUUGCACUUAGAGCAAAGUUGUGCUUUUUAAAGACUAAUCAGUAUAUUCUUAUGUUUAUUCAUUGUAUAGUCUUUCUUUCAUGCCUUUACUGUUUUUGUAAAUAUCUCAUUUAUUAUAAAACCUCUGUAAAUGAAUUGUUGGUAUCCUAAGGAGACAGAUUAGAUUAGUUCAUAACAGAAUUGGAGAGAAGAUGGUCUUGUUACUGAUCAGUUCAAGCAAAACAGAAAUAUUGAGGUUGAACCAGUGCAGCUAAAUAGGUGUAACCCACUUUCCCCUGCAUCUAAUGUAACAUGCAGUGAAGCUGGCUAUUUCGUAUGUUCAUGUUUGCCUUAUGAAACAGAGGUUUCUCCAUCUUUCUCACAUACGUGUAUUUAGAAAACCUGCAAUGUGUAGAGUUGUUGGGUUUUGUUUGGAUUAAGGAAUUUACACACAAUACUGAGGGUCAUACUUAAGUAUUGAUAACCUAGCUGUGUAUUUUACAGUAAUAUGUUGGCAAGCAUGUUUGAUAAAUACAGUUGAAGUUACAUUUUGAGAUAAUCCUUCCCCUUCAGGCUAAGGCACAGUGGCACAGGGAAUUUUCAGCUCAUUAAGAAUAGAGUUGGUGGAUUAAUUAUCUGCAAACACUUAAACACAAACUUCCAUAAACUUGAUUAAUAUGGAGCGAAUGGCGGGGCACUAAGAUGCCUUCUCACAGUGCGGUGCAAUAAUUCCCCACUUAUAUUCCACAAAACACUUAAGUGCAUAUUACUAAACCCUUUUGAUCAGAUAUAUCUGGCUUUUCUUGUUAAUAUAUUCCAAAUAUUGUUACCAGUAUUAUAAAAUGUAAUAAUACCUUUAAAGAAGACUUGAAGAUAAAGUUUGUAACCAAGCUUGUUUUCCAAGCUGAGUUUACCUGCUUAGAUCUGACAUGUAUAGAAUACUGUAUAACUGAUUGCCAAAUCCUGCUUGUCUUAGUUGCUAAGUAGCCUGUUGGUUUAAAUGGGAGCUACUUUUAGCAGCAAUGAAACAUUUGGCCCCGAGAUUUUUUUUAAAAACAACAUGCAAAUGGGGAAAACAAUAGUGCUACUUUGCAUAUUGCUGCUGGUGCUAAAUCAUUUGAAAAAUUUAGAAUCAAAAGUUGUAAAUAGAAUUAAUAUUUAUGGCCUGGUCCUUUUGACAGAUUUGAAAUUUGUCAAAUUGCAAAGAUUUCUCACGGCCUUAUGUCAAGCUUCCUUUUUUAUAUAUUUGGAUUGAAAUUCAUUAAGGUCAAGAGCCAUUCAUGGGGCUGGCUUUCUGUAAAGCUGAUUACAUUCAAUUUGUGAAUUUUAUGACAUGGAUCACUUUUCAUUUCUAGAAUUUCAGUUUUAAAACUAGCUUUAGAUGUUAAUCUUAUACUUUCCCAGGCUUUUAUCAUUGUAGCUGUUUAGAGUAGACAAAGUUUUAGUACCAACUACUGUGGGCUCACCGUGUCCUUCUGUGUUAGCAUUUCAAAAAGUACAACCAUUACUAUUAGUAUUAAUCACUUUUGAAAAUUGUGAAUAUUUAAUUAAAGUUAAUUUUAAAGAUGUAACUUGUUAAGUAGUCCUAUCCAUAAAAUAAACUGAAAUAGGAUUUCUGAAUUGGUAAUCUGCAGUAAUAAAUUUUAAUCUGUUCAAAUUUCACAAUUCCUUCAGCAUGGAUCUUUUAGACCUUUGUAAAUACAAAGCCUUUAAGCAGUUACAUUGGUUUCAGAUUGAACAUUACAAAAGACUCAUUUAAACACAGAUUUUUGUAGGGAGUGAGGAUGUUUGGAAAAAAAAAUUAAAUUUGCAGUACCAAGAACCUGAAAAUUUGCGUUACUUUGGUGUUCAGACUGAGACGGGACAUAAGCAAAAAGUUGUCUUUUGAUAGUCAGCACCAUCUGUUUUUACAUUUGUCAUUUUAACCAUGUGUAUUUUCUCUCAAUUGCUAGGCAAUUUUCUUACCAGUUGUAGGCCUUCUAGUGACCAAAUCGUACAUUCAGAGUUUUUAGUUCCUUAGCAAAAGGGAUAGUAAAUCAAUAAACUCCAAACCCACGUGAGGAAGAUGUUCUCCAUAAGAGCCAUUUCAGUUAAGUUGCCUUAUUCUAUUAUAUUGUACUUAUGUCUGAGCUUAUGUUUACUGUUCUGACACUGAAGAUAUGAUGUAAAAAGUACAAUGUGCUGCAAAUUUGUAUUAACUUUAUUAAAUUAUACCUUUAUGUAAACUGUAGUACAUCUCUUGUAAAUUGUUUAAUUUAUUUUUUCGUUUUAUAGCUGCUCAUUAGUGAAUGUACAGAAUAGAUAUAAUGUAAUUAAGUAUUUUCAUUGUGGCCAAAUCGAUUGUGCCUACAAUGUAAUGUAAUCCAUCCCCAUCAAAACUGUAUAUAACUCCUUACUGUUUGCUUGCAUAAAUGAAGUUUGGAUUUAAUUUACUUCUUUGUACUGUAUUGCCAUAAGCCAACUUCAAUAUGAUGGACCUACUUUUUUGUAGUUUAUUUUUCUGGUUUUGUUCAGUAUGAAUGUUGAAGCAGUACUUUGUCUUACUUUUCCUAAUAAAUAACUCCAGAUUGUUC
This is a messenger RNA of Chelonia mydas (Green sea turtle), 8712 nucleotides long. RefSeq names its product pantothenate kinase 3 (gene PANK3). The transcript is spliced from 8 exons. Gene Ontology annotation, molecular function: ATP binding; pantothenate kinase activity. Gene Ontology annotation, cellular component: nucleus; cytosol. Gene Ontology annotation, biological process: coenzyme A biosynthetic process. Lineage: Eukaryota; Metazoa; Chordata; Testudines; Cheloniidae. The record is from RefSeq and is a predicted model, not a curated record. Bases 564 to 1676 code for a protein of 370 amino acids.